Messenger RNA from Ipomoea nil (Japanese morning glory), 921 nucleotides. RefSeq names its product vesicle-associated membrane protein 721-like. The record is from RefSeq and is a predicted model, not a curated record. Gene Ontology annotation, biological process: vesicle-mediated transport. Gene Ontology annotation, cellular component: membrane. NCBI's taxonomy places the organism in Eukaryota, Viridiplantae, Streptophyta, Magnoliopsida, Solanales, Convolvulaceae. The coding region runs from base 66 to 692 and encodes 208 amino acids. The transcript has 5 exons.
CCUUCACUCUCUAGAACUCGAGAAGCUAGGAAUUGAGUUGAGAGAGAAAGGCCGCAAGCCGAAAGAUGGGGCAGCAGUCGUUGAUCUACAGCUUCGUGGCGAGAUCGAGAGGCACGGUGAUCCUCGCCGACUACACUGAUUUCUCCGGCAACUUCGCGAGCAUAGCUUAUCAAUGCCUGCAGAAACUUCCGGUGAGCAAUAACAAGCCGUACUACGUUUACAACUGCGACGGCCACACCUUCAACUACCUCGUAGAAGAUGCUUUCAUAUAUUGUGUUGUUGCUGUAGAAUCUAUUGGCAAUCAAAUUCCACGUGGUUUUCUUGAGCGCAUUAAGGAAGAGUUUACCAAGAAAUACGGUGGCGGAAAAGCUACUACUGCUGUUGCUCACAGCUUAAACAAAGGAUUCGGGCCCAAGCUCAAGAAACAAAUGCAGUAUUGUGUGGAUCAUCCAGAAGAUAUCACAAUGCUUGCAAAGGUGACGGCUCAGGUUUCAGAGCUCGAAGGGGUGAUAAAGGAAAAAGUACUUGAGGUUCUUGACCGUGGAGAGAAGCUCGAAAUUUUGUUGGAAAAAACAGAGAACCUUCGAUUAGAGGCACAGGAGUUCAAGGCACUGGGUAAGACGAAGUGGAAAAUGUGGCAACAGAAUUCGAAAAGAAAGCUAAUUUGCGGAUGUUUCUGUCUCAAGGGUUAAAGACUAACUGCGUGUUUGGUUCAUGGAAUAGGUCGAGAAUAUAAUAAUAUUUCCUAAAAUAUAAUAGACAUAUUCCAUUGUUUGUUUGUCUUUUCAUUCAUGGGAAUAGCAUUCCCGGGAAUGAGCUAUUCCCUUUGUAGGGGGAAUAGCCAUUCCUGGGGAACCCCCCUGGUAUUAGCUAUUCCCAAGUAUUUGCGAAUAUCUUUUGUACCAUAAUACCAAAAAUACC